Molecule: messenger RNA, 2674 nt
Organism: Oncorhynchus mykiss (rainbow trout)
Lineage: Eukaryota; Metazoa; Chordata; Actinopteri; Salmoniformes; Salmonidae
Product: protein YIF1B
Biological process (GO): endoplasmic reticulum to Golgi vesicle-mediated transport
Cellular component (GO): endoplasmic reticulum membrane; COPII-coated ER to Golgi transport vesicle; endoplasmic reticulum-Golgi intermediate compartment
Source: RefSeq, a predicted model, not a curated record
UAUGAUACUAUCAUUGGCCAGUUAACACAUGGGUGUGGCUGUGUACAAAUUUUGUAGAAGCGUAUUGAAUGGUUUCAUAUCAGCGUUUUUAGAGACGAUAUCCCAAAUUACCUGUAAUAAUUGAUGGACAUGGAUUACACAGCAACCCAAAGUGGGUUCACACAGUGUAAGUUACUUGGUCAAAGGAUUGAUCCCAAAUUGAGGAUGAGGAACACGUCAAAGGACGGAACAGAUCCCAGCCAGCUGUUUGACGACACCAGCGCAGCGCCGGGGGUGGAGCCCGCUGGGUUCCCGGGCCAGGGUGUUGGGGCGAUGGGCUACCCCGGCCAGACCCUCCUCUCAGACCCCGUGUCCAACUUGGCCAUGGCGUACGGAAGCAGCCUGGCCAGCCAGGGCAAAGACUUGGUAGACAAAAAUCUGGAUCGUUUCCUCCCCAUCUCUAAACUGAAGUAUUACUUUGCUGUGGACACAGUUUACGUGGGCAAGAAACUCGGACUGCUUGUCUUCCCCUACAUGCACCAGAACUGGGAAGUGAGCUACCAACAGGACACCCCAGUGGCCCCACGCUUUGAUAUCAACGCUCCUGACUUGUACAUUCCAGCAAUGGGUUUCAUCACAUACAUCCUGGUGUCUGGGUUAGCACUUGGAACACAGAACAGGUUUACCCCUGAGAUCCUGGGCAUGCAGGCCAGCUCGGCCCUGGUGUGGCUCAUCAUGGAGGUGCUGGCUGUCCUCCUCAGUCUCUACCUGGUCACAGUCAACACAGACCUCACCACCAUCGACCUUGUGGCCUUCUCCGGAUAUAAAUAUGUGGGGAUGAUUGUAGGGGUCGUGGCAGGGUUACUAUUUGGUCGAACGGGUUAUUACCUAACGCUGCUGUGGUGCUGUAUAUCCAUCUUCAUCUUCAUGAUCCGCACAUUGAGACUAAAGCUCCUGUCUGAGGCAGCAGCCCAAGGCGUGUUGAUCCACGGGGCCAGGAACCAGCUGAGGAUGUACCUGACCAUGUCCAUCGCAGCCGCCCAGCCCAUAUUCAUGUACUGGUUGACCUAUCACCUGGUCGGGUAAGACCACGAGCUGACCAGGAGCGUUUCAUCUGACAAGACACUACCUCUCUAUGGAAAGAUGAGACUGUUCACUGACCAUCACCUCUCCCAACCAUUCGCUGCGGAGGUGCGGGACACUUGCACAGAUAAAUAAAAACACACACAUGGCUUUGUGGAAUCAGCAUUGCCAAGUCUCACAGCACAACUGUAACAGUAGGGUUUGACUUGUCUUUUUGUAUAGUUUUUUAAUGUAAUUGUCUAAAAACAAUAAUUGACUGGCUUGUCAUGUUUUGUAUACUGUAAUUUAGUCAAUUAUGUUUUCUAAGCAUUUGUGAACAUAUGGUUGUAUAUUAGCAAUCUAGCUUGGGCCCUCAAUCUCCAAAGCUUUGACUGAGCCAAGGAUGGAAGCAGAGUUAAGGCAAAUGUAUAGCCUAUGUAAGUAUGCAACGCAAUUAGCUACGCAAAUUGGCUGUCCUGCAGGAUUGCAUUGCAGAAUUGGCAGCCUAAAAUUUGUAAGGUGUCACAACUACGCAGGGAAGCCAUUUUGACUAACUGCGUUCUUGCGUUACACACUUACGUUGACUGAAAGGCUUUAGCAUAAUUUGCCUGCGCCGUCCAGUGAACACAAAAAAAAGCACUCUAUCCUCAUUCAUAGGAUGAUGUAUUUAAACAGAUUUGUGGAUGUGUUUGUAAAUAGGAAGGAGAAAAAUGUUGUACAUGUCUGACGUCUUGGUGACACAAACUGAAGCCCAAAAUAAAGGCUUUCUAUCAUGUAACAAAGUCAUUAAGAAAUCUUACAUUACAGCUGAUGCUUUUUUAAAUAAGCUUGACAAAAAAACACGAGCAUAUGACACUGUAAUUGAUAUUCAUGUUCAAACUGGAAAAAGGGAACAGGAAAAAAAUAUACAGAGGUUUAGAUGUUAUAAUUACUAACUUUCAUUUGAAAUGUAGGCUUGUUACUAGAAAUAUCAUGCUAAAAUGGUGUUGCGUUGCCAUGCUUCAAUUGCUUUUAUGAAUAAUUGAUAUACAGAAACGUAAUAACAUGGAUCCUCUUGUGCUCUCUACAGCCUGAUAAAUAAAUUGAAACUGGGGUGCACAUUUUUUAAAUUGAUAUACAGAAACUUGAUAACAUGGAUCCUCUUAUGCUCUCUACAGCCUGAUAAAUAAAUUGAAACUGGGGUGCACAUUUUUUAUGGCUUUUUAAAAUUUAACUUAUGAAGCUGAAUAUGUCUCAUGCCCAAUAUCACUAACACACACUCAAACUUUGAUUUCUGUUGAUCCAACAGGAAACAAGCUUUCAUGGUCUAUGGUUAGGUUGUAUCUACAUGUAUGUAAGAUUUAACACCUUAGCCCUUUUCCCUCUCUGCCCCAAGUUAGGAUGAUAUGAUAAAUCCUGUUUAUCUUGACAUUAGCAGAUGUAUUUGACAGAUGUUCCUGUCAAUCUUGAUCCAACUCUUGAGAGUCGGCAUUCCAAACCAGAUGCAUCCUACUCUGUCACAUGGCACAAUCAGAUAACAGAAGCCAUGAUUUACACUUUGCAUUAACAUGUGGUUGUCAUCCUGGAUUGCUAUCGGAUCAAGAUGUGUUGUGUCUACACAUGGUAAUAAAAUGUGUAUCUUAUCUGCCACUGC